Acyrthosiphon pisum (pea aphid) is the source of this 3356-nucleotide messenger RNA. It is a transcript of the gene tws, whose product is annotated as protein phosphatase 2 regulatory subunit tws. Gene Ontology annotation, molecular function: protein binding; protein phosphatase regulator activity. The record is from RefSeq and is a predicted model, not a curated record. The transcript has 12 exons. Lineage: Eukaryota; Metazoa; Arthropoda; Insecta; Hemiptera; Aphididae. The coding region runs from base 697 to 2214 and encodes 505 amino acids. Gene Ontology annotation, cellular component: protein phosphatase type 2A complex.
CUACGCGUUGCGCUAGCUCUCCGUCGCGACGUUCCGCGAAUACCAUCUCCGAGAGUCCCUCACUCACUCGUGUGCGAGUCUGACGAUCGGCGAAAAAUUCGAAAGCCCCGCCGUAACGCGCCGUUCAAACAUCGAUGAUUCGCGUCGAUUUAAAAUAUUAUUUAUUUGUCUAUAAUAUUGUUUUUUAAUCUCCUCCUCGCUGUAAUUCUCGUCGUCGUCGUCGUCAUGGUCGUCGUUUUUAUCGAUUCUUCCGGUUCCCGAGGAAUCUCGUCUCUCUCUCGUGCCGAAAAUUAAAAAAAAUCGUACAUCUAAUUAAAAAAUAUAAUCCGCCGCCGGUUUCCAGCGACCGACAUCGAUCGGACUCUAUUGGAAUUAUUAUUAUUAUCGCACACUGGAACACGGUCGACCUGCAACUACUGCUCGCGAGCACCGCACACACGCUAUAAUACAGAUACGAGUCCGAAGUUUUCACUUGUAUCCGACUAUUGACUAUCGAGUUCGGGACGAAAUUUGUUGUUUAAAUAUUUUUUUCCCCGAGAUUUUUCAAUAACAAUUUCGCUGUGAAAGUUUCGAUUUUGUGCGCUUCCGCGAGGAGUGUUUCCGCAGCCCCUAUACUGGUCAGUCGACGUUUGAAAAUGUGUCCGGCAAGAAUCGUUGCCAAUUUUAAGGUUGCUGUGACCACGUGACAAACACAAGAUGCGUCACACCGAAGUGGUGGGUUUAUGGCGUCCGACGGACGCGCCGCCGGGAGGAAAGACUCGUGUGUCCCGAGCCACCGACCAAGGGGCGUCGCACACGUCGCACGCCCACAAGUUUGUCAUCAAGUCCACGGCCAUGAUCCGUCAGUCGAGUCUCACCAGGUUCAUCGUCAACAAGAAGAACAACACAGGAAACGGUGAGAUACAAUGGUGUUUCUCACAAGUUAAAGGCACGUUGGAAGAUGAUGUUACCGAAGCCGAUUUAAUUUCCUGUGUGGAGUUUAACCACGAUGGAGAAUUAUUGGCUACCGGUGACAAAGGCGGUCGAGUAGUAAUAUUUCAACGGGAUCCAAUGAGUAAAACGUGUAUUCCAAGACGAGGGGACUACACUGUAUACAGUACGUUCCAAAGUCAUGAACCUGAAUUUGAUUAUCUUAAAAGUUUAGAAAUAGAAGAAAAAAUUAAUAAAAUUAGGUGGCUCAGACGUAAAAAUCAAGCUCAUUUUCUAUUGUCUACUAAUGACAAAACCAUUAAAUUGUGGAAAGUGUCUGAAAAAGAUAAGAAAAUUGAAGGAUAUAAUACUAAAGAAGACAGUGGCAUCAUGAGGGAUCCAAUGAAUAUUACUUCCUUGAGGGUGCCAGUGUUGAAGUCAAUGGAACUAAUGGUUGAAGCUUCUCCAAGAAGAGUAUUCGCCAAUGCUCAUACUUACCAUAUUAACUCAAUCAGUGUAAAUUCUGAUCAAGAAACCUAUCUAUCAGCUGAUGACCUAAGAAUAAAUUUAUGGAAUUUAGAAAUCACUGAUCAAAGUUUCAAUAUUGUUGAUAUUAAACCGACUAACAUGGAAGAGCUCACAGAAGUCAUAACAGCAGCUGAAUUUCAUCCGCUAGAAUGCAACUUAUUUGUAUACAGUAGUAGCAAGGGUACAAUUCGUCUAUGUGAUAUGCGAUCUUCAGCAUUAUGUGAUAAACAUGCCAAAUUGUUUGAAGAACAAGAUGAUCCAACAACGAGAAGUUUCUUUUCUGAAAUCAUAUCUAGUAUAUCUGACGUGAAAAUAUCCAAUUCUGGCCGCUACAUGAUGUCUAGAGAUUAUAUGACUAUCAAGGUUUGGGAUUUACAUAUGGAAACUAAACCAAUUGAAACAUAUCCCGUGCACGAGUACUUGCGGCCUAAACUAUGUUCAUUGUAUGAAAAUGAUUGUAUUUUCGAUAAAUUUGAAUGCUGCUGGUCGGGCACUGAUCAAUAUAUUAUGACUGGUGCUUACAAUAAUUUCUUCCGAAUGUUUGAUCGGGCAGCUAAACGAGAUGUCACAUUAGAAGCUUCUAAAGAAAUUGCUAAGCCUAAGACAGUAUUGAAACCUAGAAAAGUGUGUAUAGGAAAUAAACGUAAAAAAGACGAGAUUAGCGUCGAUUGUUUAGACUUUAAUAAGAAAAUUCUUCACACUGCAUGGCAUCCAAAUGAAAAUAUUGUUGCUGUUGCGGCCACCAAUAACUUGUAUUUGUUCCAAGAUAAAUUGUAGCCUUAGCUCUGACUACCGCUUUCAUCGUCUUUAAAUGUCUUGACAGGAUGGGAUUCUGAUUGCGGAUUAACAAAAUGUAUAAGAAAAUACACACAGCGUUGAGCCUCUAUGACAGAGGAUAAGAUUCUGGUAUCUUAUUUUACUCAACAAUAUAUAUUGUACAAAAAAAAUGUCUCCCUCAGAAUCCCCUUUUUGGAUAAUACUACUCGGCUCGUUUUAUACACAUUUUUUUUUUUUAAUUUCCCUUACCAAAAUUUAUUUCUAUUAGUUUACAGUUCUCUAACGAGAAAUUACCUUCUUUUUAUAUAUAUUUAAUAAUUAUAAAUUAACAUAAAUUUUUUUUAGAGUAAAAAAUUACUUCUGUAUAACUUUUCUACAAGGAAUAUUUAAUUAUUUUUAGUGGCGAGCCAAAUAUUCAAUUUAAUUAUCAAAAAAAAAAUUGUAACAGUGAUGCGUAGAUUAUGCGAUCAUUUAUAUAUUUAUUUAUUUUUGUGUACUGUACAUACCGAUGUUUUUUAUGAUAAUAGUUAAUGUGUAAGGUUACAAAAAACUCGCGAAGAGUGAAGGUCAAACACUAAUGAAAAAUCAAAGAAAAUAUAUUUUCAAUUGUUUUGUUUCUUGUUUGGUCUUCGCCAAACACCAUGAUGGACGGAUAUAAAUUUGUUGAAAAUCAAAUUAAAUUUAAUACACGUAAAACUAAUUAUUAAAAAAAUGUGUACAAUAACCUAAAAAGAUGAUAAAAAGAAGCCUCGCAUCUGUUUUUGACGGGUGAUUACGGCUAUUGUUGUUUUCUCUUUUUAUUUUUACAAAUGCUAAAAUUAUUUUUACGCCCGUGAAUUUUAUUUUCUGUACCUAUUUAUUGAUAAUAAUAAUAAUAAGUAUUAAUUGACUCGAAUUAGAUUAUUAUAUUUAUUAUUCACAUUCUGAUAUAUAUUAUUAUUAUUAUUGAUAUUAAUAUUAUUUGAAUAUGUGCGCACAUACAGCAUCUUCAUACCUGAGAUCUAUGUUAAACUUGAAUAAUUAUUAAUUGUAACAACUAUAUGGUUUAUUAAAAAUAGGGUAGUCACUGUUUUUUCAUCAAUUCAGUUGGCAUGAAAAAUACAAAAUUUAUUAUUUAAAUACAAUCUGGAGAUAAAAAUCAA